Aaosphaeria arxii CBS 175.79 is the source of this 1000-nucleotide messenger RNA. RefSeq lists its product as uncharacterized. The record is from RefSeq and is a predicted model, not a curated record. The transcript is spliced from 2 exons. NCBI's taxonomy places the organism in Eukaryota, Fungi, Ascomycota, Dothideomycetes, Pleosporales. Bases 71 to 814 code for a protein of 247 amino acids.
AGACUGCGUAUCAUCUCCACUGUACUGACGCUGACGACUUCUACAACAAUAGGAAAUAUCAGAUGAUCUCAUGAGUGCACUGUCCGAACUACUAGGCUCCGCACUCCCAACGGAGUCCACAUCCGCCCAACAGAAAGCGUAUGUGACGUACACUUAUCCCUUGCAAGGCGCCGACGGUACAGGCAAAGGCGUCCUGGAUGACGGUGCCGUAACGCUGCUUGAGUCUCGAUCAGUCAUUUCAUCAUCUGGUACGACGGGUCUCCGGACCUGGGAGGCAGCGCUGCUCCUCGGAAGCUAUCUUUCGUCAGAGCAAGGCCAGAAGGCCAUCCGGGGAAAGAGGGUCUUUGAGCUGGGAGCCGGGACCGGCAUGAUCUCCAUCCUCUGCGCGAAACACCUCGGUGCGGCGGGUGUAGUUGCGACCGACGGAGACGAAGCUGUGGUGGACUCCAUCAAGACCAACGUGUUCCUGAAUGGACUAGACACAAAGGAGUCGUCCAGGGUCCCGAUCCAUACGGCGGCUCUGAGAUGGGGAUAUCCAGUGAAUGGAGAGACUUUUGCAGAGGAUUAUGGGAUGGAAGCGCCGGAAGUGCUGCUGGGAGCUGAUGUCACCUACGAUCGAUCCGUGAUUCCACGCCUGGUGACGACGGUGAGGGAAUUCUUCGACCUGAAUGCGGACCUCGAGAUUCUCAUCGCCGCGACAAUACGCAACGAAGAGACAUUCAGGGCAUUCGAGAACGCUUGUGGUGGGUCAUACCAAAAAGUCACCGACUUUUUUUUGGAUGGUUUCUGGUCGAUUCUACGACAGUUGGAUUGACGAAAGAGAAAUGCGUACGCUGACUUUUGUGGGGUAAUUGAUUUUAGGGCGAAACCGGUUCCGUUUAGAGCUGGUGGACUUCCCAGCAGUGCCCGAGCACCUCCAGGUAGGACCUUUCUAUCCAACGACGACUCCGAUCCAAAUCUGGCGAAUCACUCAGCAGAAGGGGUCGGAGGACCCAUUUGC